CAAGAAACAUCGACAGAGAUGCAGAGAAAUAAGGCCGGAAGAACGUCCUCGGGGCAUCAGUUCUCACGACUCAAGCCCGCAGAGAUUGAUCCUUUGGCCGAAUACGGCCUCCCCUCAAAGGGAGAGAAGAGACUUCUCAACCACAAGACCCAAGAAGCCUACUACUCCAAAAUUGCCGAGCGUUAUCUCGCCUUCUGCACCGACGCCGGCGACCGCGACUCUCUCCAAAAGCAGUUCUCCCGUCUAGCCCUCGGCGAGACCACCAGCACUAACACGUCAACACCGCUUCUCCCAGCCGGCUCAACAUCAGCACCGCCAUCAUCCUCCUCCUCCCACUCCCACGAAUCUUCCACACCCCAACUUCCCCCACCCUCUGACCUCUCCCAAAUUCUCUCCGCCCUCCGCAAGCUCCGUGAAGCCCUCGUCGCCUCCUCACGCCUCGACGACUUCACCACACAAGUCUACCUUUUCGCCGUGCGCCUAGGCAUUCUCUCUUCCUCCUUCGAGACCUACCUCCCUUCUCUUCUCUACCUCCUGCGCGUCAUUCACCGCUCUCCCACGCACCCCUUGACGUCCGUCGAAUAUCACGAGGUUGUGUCCUAUCUUGUACUGGACACAGCCUGUCGCCGGGGGGACCUGGCCGAGGCAUAUGCGCUGAGGAAUCGGUAUAAAUUGAGAGACCCCAAAGUGGAUGCUACGCUGAAAGCGCUGGUGACGGAUGAUUGGGUGAGUUGGAGACGGACCAAGAGAGCUGUGGAUGGGUACAGAGUCAAGUUGAUGGAGUUUGCGGAGCCGGGGAUGAGAGGACAUGUUCUGAAGGCGUUUGGGAGGGCGUAUUUGAGUGUGGGGGUGGAGUAUUUGGAGGAGACGAUGGGGAUGAAGUGGGAGGACAUGGUGGAGCGGUUUGGGGUCGGGUGGGAGUUGAACAAUGGACGGGUGGUGAUUAGGAAGAUUGGGGGGAAGACGCAGUGA
Neurospora tetrasperma FGSC 2508 is the source of this 972-nucleotide messenger RNA. RefSeq lists its product as uncharacterized. The transcript is spliced from 2 exons. The record is from RefSeq and is a predicted model, not a curated record. The coding region runs from base 19 to 972 and encodes 317 amino acids. Lineage: Eukaryota; Fungi; Ascomycota; Sordariomycetes; Sordariales; Sordariaceae.